CAGUUUCCAUGGAGAUGGAAGAUGGCGCCCAGAAGCCGCCAGCUCUCCUCUACACCGCUGGAAAUCCUGCUCUUCCUCAAUGGAUGGUAUUAUGCCACUUACUUCCUCCUGGAGAUCUUCAUAUUCGUCUAUAAAGGGCUGCUGUUACCAUACCCCUCUGCCAACCUGGCCCUGGAUCUGGUCAUGCUCUUCCUCUAUCUCGGCAUUGAAGUCACUCGGAUAUUUUUUGGCUCCAAGGGGAACCUGUGCCAGCGGAAGGUGCCGCUCUCCAUCAGCCUGGCCUUGACAUUCCCGGCGGCAGUGAUGGCGGCCUAUUACCUGCUCCUGCAGACCUACGCCCUCCGGCUGGAGGCCAUCCUCAAUGCCAUCCUGCUGCUCUUCUACGCCGUCGAGCUGCUCCUGGGCAUCCUCACCCUGGCCUCCUUCUCCAGGGUGGACUCAUACUAA
Emys orbicularis (European pond turtle) is the source of this 447-nucleotide messenger RNA. It is a transcript of the gene TMEM216, whose product is annotated as transmembrane protein 216. The record is from RefSeq and is a predicted model, not a curated record. Gene Ontology annotation, biological process: non-motile cilium assembly. Gene Ontology annotation, cellular component: ciliary transition zone. The transcript is spliced from 5 exons. Lineage: Eukaryota; Metazoa; Chordata; Testudines; Emydidae. The coding region runs from base 22 to 447 and encodes 141 amino acids.